AUGUCUGUUGAAGCAGAUGAGGAGACUCCGCUGUCUGCUACUAGUCUCCCAAACCCAAGCCAAACUCCCUCCGUCACCUUCAACGAGACUUUGAUUCCUAAUGAGCCUCACGCCAUCGACUCUUCAGACCUGACUACCCCUGAGAAGAGACUUUACGACUUCUUGUGCUCCCAAGGAUGGACUGAUACACAGCGUUCUUGUCUCUUCGCUCAUAUCGAAAUGAUGAAAGAAGCCAUCUCUCACCAUUUCUACUCCCAAGGUUGGAGCAACGAUCAAGUGAAAUGUCUUCAUGAACGUUGCCAGAUGGAAUUGCCGGAGAAUUUCCCAGCUCCUAGAGGUGAUGCCGAUCAAGAAGAUCUGCAAAUGCAGCUAAGGCUAGUGGAAGAAAUGAAUCGUAGAAUGGCGAUUGGCGAGCGCAUGUUCCCAUCAACAGGGACUGUGGGAAGUGGGGUUGAUGAGGAGAGAAGGACUUGA
Molecule: messenger RNA, 474 nt
Organism: Aspergillus udagawae
Lineage: Eukaryota; Fungi; Ascomycota; Eurotiomycetes; Eurotiales; Aspergillaceae
Exons: 1
Coding region: 1-474 (157 amino acids)
Source: RefSeq, a predicted model, not a curated record